UGGCCCGGCCCAUAAGAAGUCGAUUCUCCUGAAGACUGGAAAGGAUUGGUUACUUACUCCUCCAAUCAGUUGCGGGGCUACUGAAGUAUUCGGUAAAACUGUAUUUUCGCAUCAUCAAGCCACUGAUCCGACUCUUUCAAUCUUGUCAUCGCUGCUUUGGUAGAAGCAUUUUGAUCAUUGAACAAUGUCUGCGGUUUCUCCUAUUCCGAGUGAGACGUACAAGCUAGGGUUCAUCGGAGCUGGUAAGAUGGCGGAGAGUAUAGCCAGAGGCGUUGUCAAAUCCGGUGUUCUCCCCGCUUCACGUAUUAAGACAGCUCACAAAGGCUCUCGCCGCGCCGCUUUCGAGUCCUUCGGUGUCGGUGUUGCUGAACACAACAACCAGGUUGUUGAAAACAGUGAUGUGGUGAUUUUCUCUGUGAAGCCACAAGUUGUUAAAGAUGCUGUGUUGCAACUGAGGCCUCUCCUAUCUGAGAAAAAGCUUCUGGUGUCAGUAGUUGCUGGUGUCAAAUUAAAAGAUCUUCAGGAAUGGGCUGGUCAUGAUCGAUUUAUUAGGGUUAUGCCAAAUACCCCUGCUGCUGUAGGUGAAGGAGCAUCUGUUAUGAGCAUGGGAGCAGGAGCAACACAAGAAGAUGGUGAAAUAAUUGCAAAGUUAUUUGGAGCGGUUGGUAAGAUAUGGAAAGCCGAUGAGAAACUCUUUGAUGCAGUCACAGGCUUGAGUGGGAGUGGGCCAGCUUAUAUAUUUCUGGUCAUAGAAGCUUUAGCGGAUGGUGCUGUUGCUGCAGGUCUACCACGGGAACUUGCUCUUAAUUUGGCCUCUCAAACUGUUUUGGGGGCAGCGAGUAUGGCUAGGGAGACUGGGAGGCAUCCAGGACAGCUGAAAGACGAUGUGACAUCGCCAGGUGGCACGACAAUUGCUGGGAUUCAUGAGCUGGAGAAGUCAGGAUUCCGUGGGAUUUUAAUGAAUGCGGUUGUUGCUGCUGCAAAACGUAGCCGUGAGCUUUCACAAAAUUAGUUUUUUAUUUUUUAUUUUUUAUUUUUAUUUCAUGGUAGAAACAUAUUAUGCAUAAUUAAUGAAUUAAAGUACGUUGCUAUUUUCGGCUAGUUUUUUUUUUUUUUUUUUGAGAGAUUGAAUAAAGAUUGGCCUUUGGUAUUAGUUCAUGAUGGAUGUCCAUGCUUUCUGGUAGGGGCAGUUUUGUAAAAUUGUUUCGACAUCAGUAGAUGAUUUCCAAUGAUAGCAUUAAUGUCUUCUUUAUUUUCAUAUCUGAUUGCUUUCUGGUAGGGGCAGUUUUGUAAAGUUGCUUUCUGGUUGGUUUUAUCCAAAUUUCAUUAUCAAAAAACCAUUCAGGUCCGCUGGAUUUUAAAACCAUUAUGGGUAUUAACCAACGGAAAGUAAGAAAAACAUGCACAAGUACAACAAUGAUAAGAAUACACAUAUCCAAUAUUCCAAGAAAUACAUGCCAAAACAUUCUACAGACUGUUUCAAAGUGGGAUGAAUAUUUCAACUGCAACUACAACUACAAAAGCAUACAUGUUGACCCUAAAGAUUUACAGUUUAUGUUUUACAUAAAAGAAACAUUGAUAUAUGUACAAAAAAUCCAUAUCUGAAAAUAAACUUGCAAAACUCGCCUACAAACAUGGUUCUUCUAUGACAAUUCACAACCAUUGCUGAUGAAGGUUGAAUACAAUGUUAUAAUUGGGUAAAAAAAUUAUCACUUAAACAUGCCCAAAUAUUCCAAGACACCCUUUUUUUGGUAUCCUGUAAUCUUCUGCAAUUAAGACUAAAGCUCCAGUUUCAGAUCACAUGCACUGUCACUAUUGC
Messenger RNA from Lactuca sativa (garden lettuce), 1819 nucleotides. It is a transcript of the gene P5CR, whose product is annotated as pyrroline-5- carboxylate (P5C) reductase. NCBI's taxonomy places the organism in Eukaryota, Viridiplantae, Streptophyta, Magnoliopsida, Asterales, Asteraceae. Gene Ontology annotation, molecular function: pyrroline-5-carboxylate reductase activity. The record is from RefSeq and is a predicted model, not a curated record. Gene Ontology annotation, biological process: L-proline biosynthetic process.